GGAUGUGCCCACCCACCCCGCUGCUUUCUCCCACUCUAUAUGAGAAGGCAAACUUUAACGGAGAGAUACAUGCAACUUUGCAGGUUGUAGCUUCCUGUUAAGUUUUUAACUCGGACCGUCUGGAAUUAACAGUUAACCGAGGCGUACUGGGACCAGUCACCGUUUUGUUGUGGAGAUUAUCUUAUUUGUUCUGGUUGAGGACAAACUCGAGCUCAACAUGCCUCGAUCUUUUCUUGUUAAGAAGUAUUUCUCCAGCAAGAAGCUGUAUUACAGAGAAAGCCAACUGGAAAGCCAAACUGCUUUUGUCCCUGAAAGCUUUCCACUGGCUGAACUUCCAACACAGAACACUUCUUCUGUGCUCACCUGCCAGCCCAGUAGCCCCCUUUUCCCCAGCUCAGAUGCCCUGCCUGCUCCUCUCUCCCCGAUCACCCCGAUCACCCCGGUGUCUCUGCCUCAUUCCCCGCUGGGCCCUCUGAACCUCAGAAGCUCUCCUUCCAGCAGCAGCGGAGAUGAGGAGGAGGAUGGUUGCCGAACUUCAGAUCCCCCGAGUCCAGAGGCGAUUCAGAACAGUUUCCACUGUCUACACUGUAGUAAGAGCUACAGCUGCCUCUCUGCACUCUCGCAUCAUCAGGUGUCCAACCACCAGUUGCCUUUAAACGGUCCAUCAUCGCAGACUACUUCCAUUCCCUCAGACGUAUCCCCGCGUCCAGCCUUCCACUGUAAACACUGUUCCAAGGAGUACACCAGCCUGGGAGCUCUGAAGAUGCACAUCCGCUCGCACACUCUUCCCUGCGUGUGUCCAACUUGCGGGAAGGCUUUCUCCAGGCCCUGGCUGCUCAGAGGACACAUCCGCACGCACACAGGUGAGCGCCCCUUUGCCUGUCAACACUGUAACCGGGCCUUCGCUGACCGCUCCAACCUGCGCGCCCACCUGCAGACCCACUCUGAGGUGAAGAAGUACCAGUGUGGCUCCUGCUCACGGACCUUCAGCCGCAUGUCCCUGCUGCACAAACACAACUCCUCUGGGUGUUGUCCCUCCUCAUAGACCAUCGUUCCUCAGAGUGCCUCGAAAAAGACCCAGGUGUAGCUGCUCUUGUGUUGUGAAAAGAGCAAACACCCACAGAAAACGUAGAGACAUUGAUGUCCUCUGUAUCGAAUGCAAUUCCUCUUUCUAUCAGUGCCUUAACUUCAUGAUUGCCAAAUUUAAAGUCAAACUGUUGUUUGCUGCAUGUUUUUGAACUGUGGCAGCUGAAGGCGUAGUUAAUUCCCAGGAAACUUCAUUGGUGCCGGCCGGUCCGGGACUGUGGCCAUGUUGCAGCUGCUUGGGGUGUGUUUGUGCGUAUGCUAGGAUGUCAUUCCUCACCAUGCUAUACAUGCAUGAUGUGUGAGUGUUGAGACAGCUGUCUGCAUGGUGCACCGGGGAGGCAGGGCGCUGAAAGACGCGUUUGCUGCAACCUCAACGACAGGUGAAACACUCAAGCACCAUUUGCCCCCUCCUUGCCGUACAACCAUGUUAGGAUAUAAAAGCUCAUUUUAGCAUGACCAAAAACUGUUUUAAAACAAUGUUUAUUUUGCAGCUUUUGUGAAACAUUUGAUUGAAAAUGCAUUUCACUUGAUGGCCUUUGCAAAGUUGUGUAUUUUUAUUCCUGUCAUUUGUAAAUAAAACGAUUUCUGAAUAAAUCUA
Messenger RNA from Girardinichthys multiradiatus, 1684 nucleotides. RefSeq names its product snail family zinc finger 1b (gene snai1b). Gene Ontology annotation, biological process: regulation of DNA-templated transcription. The transcript has 3 exons. Lineage: Eukaryota; Metazoa; Chordata; Actinopteri; Cyprinodontiformes; Goodeidae. The coding region runs from base 218 to 1045 and encodes 275 amino acids. Gene Ontology annotation, molecular function: RNA polymerase II cis-regulatory region sequence-specific DNA binding; DNA-binding transcription factor activity, RNA polymerase II-specific. The record is from RefSeq and is a predicted model, not a curated record.